UACGCGCCUGACAGACGCGUGUUUAGCGCAGAUCUCACGCGCCGUACGGAAGUGUGCUCUGGCGCACCGGAAGCGGCCGGAAGAGAGCGAUGGCGGGUUUGACUGUGAGGGACCCUGCGGUGGAUCGUUCUCUGCGUUCGGUGUUCGUGGGGAAUAUUCCAUAUGAGGCUACUGAAGAGCAGUUAAAGGACAUCUUUUCUGAGGUUGGACCCGUUGUUAGUUUCAGGUUGGUAUAUGAUAGGGAGACAGGAAAGCCAAAGGGUUAUGGCUUCUGUGAAUACCAAGACCAGGAGACGGCACUUAGUGCCAUGCGAAACCUGAAUGGGCGUGAAUUCAGUGGAAGAGCACUUCGUGUGGACAAUGCUGCCAGUGAAAAGAACAAAGAAGAGCUGAAGAGCCUUGGCACUGGUGCCCCUGUCAUUGAGUCACCUUAUGGAGAGACCAUCAGUCCUGAGGAUGCCCCUGAGUCCAUUAGCAAAGCAGUUGCCAGUCUUCCACCAGAGCAGAUGUUUGAGCUGAUGAAACAAAUGAAGCUCUGUGUCCAGAAUAGUCCUCAGGAAGCACGGAACAUGUUGCUUCAGAACCCUCAAUUGGCUUAUGCUUUGCUACAAGCACAGGUAGUGAUGAGAAUUGUGGAUCCAGAGAUUGCCCUGAAAAUUCUGCAUCGUCAGACAAAUAUCCCAACACUGAUUGCAGGCAACCCUCAGCCAGUCCACAGUGCCGGCCCUGGCUCAGGAUCCUCUGUGUCAAUGAGCCAGCAGAAUCCUCAGGCCCCUCAGGCCCAGUCUUUGGGUGGAAUGCAUGUCAACGGUGCACCUCCUCUGAUGCAAGCUUCUAUGCAGGCUGGAGUUCCAGCACCAGGGCAAAUACCAGCAACUGUAACAGGACCUGGCCCUGGUUCCUUAGCUCCUGGAGGAGGAAUGCAAGCCCAGGUUGGAAUGCCAGGAAGUGGGCCAGUAUCCAUUGAGCGGGGACAAGGAACCCUACAGCACUCGCCCGUGGGACCCGCCGGGCCUGCAUCAAUUGAGCGAGUUCAAGGGCAGAGAACAUGGAUGAUAUGGGCAUCUGUCCGAGGCUGUACUCCCUCCCUACUGGUGUCAGGAGGCUUGGAUGGAAUAGCAGUCUUGCCAAUGCAGGACCCCAGAGCAGCUAUGCAGCGUGGUCCCUUGCCUGCCAACGUCCCAACUCCUCGAGGUCUACUAGGAGAUGCUCCAAAUGAUCCACGUGGAGGCACUUUACUUUCUGUAACUGGAGAGGUAGAGCCUAGAGGUUAUCUGGGACCACCUCAUCAGGGUCCACCCAUGCACCAUGUCCCUGGUCAUGACAGCCGUGGCCCACCCCCACAUGAAAUGAGGGGAGGGCCAUUAGCUGAGCCCAGACCUCUAAUGGCGGAGCCAAGAGGACCCAUGCUAGAUCAGAGGGGUCCACCGUUGGAUGGCAGAGGCGGAAGAGAUCCCCGAGGCAUAGAUGCACGAGGAAUGGAGGCACGAGCCAUGGAGGCUAGAGGAUUAGAUGCCAGAGGAUUGGAGGCCCGUGCUAUGGAAGCCCGAGCGAUGGAGGCCCGAGCGAUGGAGGCCCGUGCGAUGGAGGCCCGUGCAAUGGAAGUCAGAGGGAUAGAAGCCAGAAGUAUGGAUACAAGGGGCCCAGUCCCUGGUCCUAGAGGUCCUAUACCUAGUGGAAUCCAAGGUCCCAGUCCAAUUAACAUGGGGGCAGUUGGCCCCCAGGGAUCCAGACAGGUCCCAGUUUUGCAGGGAGCAGGCAUGCAAGGAGCAAACAUUCAGGGUGGAGGUCAGCCUGGGGGCUUUAGUCCUGGCCAGAACCAGGUCACCCCACAGGACCAUGAGAAGGCUGCUUUGAUCAUGCAGGUUCUUCAACUGACUGCAGACCAGAUCGCCAUGCUGCCUCCUGAGCAGAGGCAGAGUAUCCUGAUCUUAAAGGAACAAAUACAGAAAUCCACUGGAGCACCUUGAAAGGUUUUCAAAAAUACCUGGCAACAAAUCUGGAAAUUAAUUCCAUAACUUUGUUGAAAUGUUGCAAAUAGAUGACUUCUGCAUCCUAACCCUUGAAUGACUCAAAUUGGUGCCAGGUGGAGGAUUCCCAUCACCUUCUCUCAGAACAAAAUCAGUUCAUUCUAUUGUCUUAGUUUGUAUAUUUUAUGUGACUUGAAAUAAACUUUGAACACAA
Molecule: messenger RNA, 2184 nt
Organism: Neofelis nebulosa (Clouded leopard)
Lineage: Eukaryota; Metazoa; Chordata; Mammalia; Carnivora; Felidae
Gene: CSTF2
Product: cleavage stimulation factor subunit 2
Exons: 16
Coding region: 90-1970 (626 amino acids)
Biological process (GO): mRNA 3'-end processing
Cellular component (GO): mRNA cleavage and polyadenylation specificity factor complex
Molecular function (GO): mRNA binding
Source: RefSeq, a predicted model, not a curated record